ACCUUCGGCCUCUACCACUGAUUUGUUGAGUCAGGAUUUGUGACGUCAAAGACAGGGCGCAGAGGGAGAUACGGAAGCUGGUAAGGGUCAGGAGGUAUAGUCUUUCUGGAAGCGGGACGGAGGAGCAGGAUGGUUUACAUCUCGAAUGGACAAGUGUUGGACAGCCGGAAUCAAUCCCCAUGGAGAUUAUCGUUCAUAACAGAUUUCUUCUGGGGAAUAGCUGAGUUCGUGAUUUUGUUUUUCAAAACCCUGCUUCAACAAGAUGUAAAAAAGAAAAGAGGCUACGGAAACUCAUCUGAUUCCAGAUACGAUGAUGGAAGAGGGCCACCAGGAAACCCCCCAAGAAGAAUGGGUCGAAUCAAUCAUCUGCGUGGCCCUAGUCCUCCUCCAAUGGCUGGUGGAUGAGGAAGGUAAAUGUCUGCUUUAAGAAGCAGACAACUGGGCGUGCAUACUCAGAGCAGAAGGAAACCAUCAAGAAGUAGAGGGCUGACCAUGCCAAACAAGUAGAUGAGUGUGUACACCAAAACAAGGAUUGCUCUGUGUUCUCACAGGUGAAUGAGGUUAUGCUGGGAAUUCCCUCCAUGGGGAUCUGGCAUGACUGAUAUGCAGUUCUAUAAAUGCACAUGUUUGUCUCAUUUCUGUCUGUAUAGUUUAUGAAAGUCUUGGUAUAGUUUUAAUAAGUAAAUAUUUUGGGUUGUAAAACUGACUUCUCAUCUUUAUAAGAUUAAAACAAAUUGGAAGUAAAGUAAAAGGCUAUGCAUUUAGUACUAUUAGAGUCAUGCUUUUCAAUUUCUGGAAAUACCAUUUAUUGUUAAGUUGUUAUCAUUUAUAAAUAAAUCACAUUGUACUUAU
Messenger RNA from Erinaceus europaeus (western European hedgehog), 852 nucleotides. RefSeq names its product selenoprotein K (gene SELENOK). Gene Ontology annotation, biological process: endoplasmic reticulum calcium ion homeostasis; calcium ion transport. The record is from RefSeq and is a predicted model, not a curated record. Lineage: Eukaryota; Metazoa; Chordata; Mammalia; Eulipotyphla; Erinaceidae. Gene Ontology annotation, cellular component: Golgi apparatus; endoplasmic reticulum membrane. The transcript has 5 exons.